AUGGGCAUUCAUUCAUGUCCCCCAGGGCACAGCACAGGGCGCUAUGCUGGAGUGGUGCAAGCAACCUCUGCUGCCAUGCCAUGCGGCAUAGUGGCGUUGGGCAAGCUUGAUGCGUUCCAUGUGGGGCACAUGAGCGGCAUAGUGGCGCUGGGCAAGUUCAAUGCGCUGCAUGUGGGGCACAGGGUGCUCGCAGUGCAGGCAGCAGCCAUGGGGGGCAUAUGCGUGUGCUACCAAAAACCAGCCCGCGGCAUAGUGGCGCUGGGCAAGUUUGACGCGCUGCAUUUGGGGCACAGGGCGCUCGCAGUGCAGGCAGCAGCCAUGGGCGGCACAUGCGUGUGCAUGCUGUCGUUUGCCGGCAUGGCCGAAGUGCUGGGCUGGGAGAAAAGGCUCCCCCUGGUGGCGCCCUGUGAUCGCAAGAGGGUGCUGCAGCUGUGGCAGCCAUACUGCGAGGGCCAGCCCAUCUGCGAGUUCUUUCUGGACUUUGCGCUCAUUCGCUCGCUCUCCCCGGAGGACUUCAUUGUGCUGCUGGCGGAGCAGCUAAGAGUGAAAGGGAUCGUUGCAGGAUCGAACUACCGGUUUGGGUUCAGAGCAGCAGGCACAGCGAGCGAUCUGGUGGCACUGGGGGCGAAGCACGGGCUGCAUGUGAUGAUCGUGGAUACUGUCACAGACGCCCAUGCCCACAUGCACACUGACGUGCUUGCUGACUCCGAUGUCCCUGCCCCUGCUGCUGCUGCAGCAGCAUCAGAAGCAGAGGAGGAGGAGACGCACGUGUCGAGCACGCGGGUGCGGCAGCAGCUGUGCGAGGGCAACGUGGAGGCCGUGGCAGUGCUCAUAGCGCGGCGUCACCGCAUUCUCGUCUCGCUCUCCGCCUCCUCCCUCUCCUUCUCAUCGCACGCCGCCUGGGGUUCCACUCAAAGCGCUGCUUCAGAGAGUAGUGCUGGCAUGAGUAGUGUCAGCAGGAACAGCGGCGGCGGCGGCGGCGGCAGCAGCAGCAGCAGCAGCAGUGGUGGUGGUUGGCAGAUGACAGUGGAACGGCAGGAUCUCCUGAACCUAGCACCAGGGGAGGGCAGGUUCAAGUGCAGGGUGCUAGCACAUGAUGAUGACGAGGAGGGGGAGGAUGGGCGCCGGCACAGGGACGUGCUGGUGGGGGAGGGGGAGGUGGAGGUGGGGGAUGUGCAUCUGAGGGUGACGGUGCAGCGUGCUGUGCUGCCAGUGGGGCAGCUGCACAGAUGGACGUGCCUCAUGCUCGAGAUCUGA
This is a messenger RNA of Closterium sp. Naga37s-1, 1257 nucleotides long. The record is from the annotation of a GenBank genome assembly. Lineage: Eukaryota; Viridiplantae; Streptophyta; Zygnematophyceae; Desmidiales; Closteriaceae.